Molecule: messenger RNA, 405 nt
Organism: Sphaerulina musiva SO2202
Lineage: Eukaryota; Fungi; Ascomycota; Dothideomycetes; Mycosphaerellales; Mycosphaerellaceae
Exons: 5
Coding region: 1-405 (134 amino acids)
Cellular component (GO): cytosol
Source: RefSeq, a predicted model, not a curated record
AUGGCCGAUGACCAACCCGAGAAACUUCCCACUCCAGCUUCAUGUACCGCAGACUUUUGUCUUAUUCCAUUAGGAACUCCUACUGCAUCCGUCUCGCAAGAAAUUGCAGCUGUCCAACGACUUCUCAAGAAAACGGGAAUUAAGUAUUCAAUGCAUUCUGCAGGAACUACUCUUGAAGGAUCAUGGGAUGAAUGUAUGAAAGUCAUCGGUCAAUGUCACGCAUUUUUACAUGCGAGAGGAGUGGUACGGAUUCAAAGCGAUAUUCGAGUGGGUUCAAGGACGGAUAAGAAGCAAGGUUUUGAGGAUAAGGUCAAGGCUGUGGAAAGAUUGUUGGCGGAGGAUGAUGAUGACAAUAACAAUAAGAAUGAUGGGGAAGAUGAUGAGGGUAUUACCUAUACGAGAUGA